This is a messenger RNA of Condylostylus longicornis, 1173 nucleotides long. RefSeq names its product phenoloxidase-activating factor 2-like. Bases 1 to 1173 code for a protein of 390 amino acids. The transcript has 2 exons. Gene Ontology annotation, molecular function: serine-type endopeptidase activity. The record is from RefSeq and is a predicted model, not a curated record. Lineage: Eukaryota; Metazoa; Arthropoda; Insecta; Diptera; Dolichopodidae. Gene Ontology annotation, biological process: proteolysis.
AUGUUGGUCAGAUUAAUUUAUUUAACUGUCGCAGGUAGCCAAAGUCAGCAACAAUUUUCUAUUUGUAAGGUAUUGAAAGUUGAAGUAGCAACAAACAGUGUCGAUCAUCCUGUUGAUACUAAACCACAUUAUAAAUCUUGUGGAGACAAUAAAUUUUGUGUUCCAUUUUAUUUAUGCAAUAAUAAAACUGGUAGCAUUAACACUGAUGGUACAAAUUUAAUUGAUGUAAGAUUUGAUGGGAAUAAACCUUGCUUAGAUUAUUUGGAGCAAUGCUGUUCAAUUGAUGAAGAAAAUGGUGAUACUUUAAAAUUGGAAGAAACAAUUCCAUUUAAACAAGGUUGUGGUUAUAUGAAUACCGAAGGGUUACUAUUCAAAAUAACCGGAAAUAAAAAUGGUGAAACAGAAUAUGCAGAAUUUCCUUGGAUGAUUGCCGUAUUAAAACAAGAAAAAAUUAAUAAUAAAAUUUUGAAUAUUUAUCAAUGUGGUGGAUCAUUAAUACAUCCAUCAGUAAUUCUAACCGCUGCCCAUUGUGUUGUUAGAAAUGAACCAAAAGAUUUACUAACACGUGCAGGAGAAUGGGAUACGCAAACUAAAGAUGAAUUAUUUGAAGAGCAAGAUCGCGAAAUUAAUGAAAUUGUAAUACAUGAACAUUUUUCCAGAGGUGGUUUGCAUAAUAAUAUUGCACUUUUAUUCACAUUAGUUCCAUUCACAUUAAAACCGCAUGUAAAUACGGUAUGUUUGCCAUUGCCACAUAUGAAUUUUGAUUUCAGUAGAUGUUUUGCUACUGGAUGGGGCAAAGAUGCAUUCGGCCAAGAGGGAAAAUAUCAAGUUAUAUUAAAGAAAAUUGAAUUACCAAUUAUUCCGUUUACAACAUGUCAAAGACAAUUGAGAAGAACACGACUAGGUAAAUUCUUUAGACUUCAUGAAUCAUUUUUAUGUGCUGGUGGUGAAUUAGGAAAAGAUACAUGCAGAGGUGAUGGUGGUGGUCCAUUAACUUGUCCCAUUCCUGAUUCGAAAGAUCGAUUUUAUCAAGCUGGCAUCGUUUCAUGGGGAAUUGGUUGCGGAGAUACGAAUCCUGGAGUGUAUGCCAAUGUUGGAUUUUUGCGACUUUGGAUCGACAAAAUUUUUAAUUCUAGAAAUUUGGACAAAGGAUAUUAUAUACCUGAAUUAUAA